Messenger RNA from Wallemia ichthyophaga EXF-994, 621 nucleotides. RefSeq lists its product as uncharacterized. Gene Ontology annotation, cellular component: mitochondrial outer membrane; mitochondrial outer membrane translocase complex. Bases 1 to 621 code for a protein of 206 amino acids. Gene Ontology annotation, molecular function: transmembrane protein transporter activity. The record is from RefSeq and is a predicted model, not a curated record. NCBI's taxonomy places the organism in Eukaryota, Fungi, Basidiomycota, Wallemiomycetes, Wallemiales, Wallemiaceae. The transcript is spliced from 3 exons. Gene Ontology annotation, biological process: protein import into mitochondrial matrix; tRNA import into mitochondrion; protein targeting.
AUGAGGUUUUAUACAGUCGCAGCAGCAACGGCUUUAGUUGGAUUCACCAGUUACGCUGUCUACUUCGACUACAAACGCCGUAACGACACAGCUUUUAGAAAAUCUUUAAAGAAAGCUGCCGUUAAACAAGGUAAAGCUGAUAAAGCUGCUGCUGAAAAGGGCGCUAUGGAAAUGCAAGUCGCUCUCAAAGCUGCGGUUCUUGAAGCAAAUAUCGAGGUUGAAGCGUUCAAGAGGUCUGUCACUGGAGCUGAGCAAGGUGAAGCUUAUUUCAUGCAAAACGUCGGAAAUGGUGAAGUUUUGGCUUCAAUGGGCCCAGAAAGCGCCCUUAAAGCUGCAACAGCUUUCUUCAAGGCUCUCAAGGUCUAUCCUUCCCCUGUUGAGCUCUUGAUGAUCUAUGAGAGAACUGUUCCUCCACCAAUCUUCCAGUUGGUCAUGCAGAUGACUAGCCAAGAGGUUGCAAACGCUCAAUCUCAAAAGGCUCCCGAGCAACCAAAGUCUGGUUCUAUUGAGGAGAAUGUCACAGAAGAUUCUCAAAAGCCAUCGACAGAAGCCCCUACAGGUAUUCCAGCUUCUGCUCCCUCUGACACAAGCUCACACGAAUGGGAAAACAUUCAAUCUUAA